Molecule: messenger RNA, 634 nt
Organism: Amoebophrya sp. A120
Lineage: Eukaryota; Dinophyceae; Syndiniales; Amoebophryaceae
Source: the annotation of a GenBank genome assembly
GUCCUCGACGCUCACGCUCACGCUGCCCCGAAGGCUGGCAAUAUGGAACCCUAAGCCCGGCACUUUUCUCGAAGGCAAAUGGAGGAAAAGACGAGUUUUCUGGAUUUGAAACGUGAAUAAGUUUUCUGGAUUUGGAUGCAACUGCAACUCUUCAACUACGCUAUCACUUCUUAAAAAACGUAGAUAGUGAAGUACAAGUACUCCAGUAGAUUAAGUGAAAGAUGCCCCCAAAAAAGGCUGCUUCUAGCUCCUCUGGUGCCGCCAAGCAGGCAAAUGCGAAGCAGAAGGCAGUUCCGCAUGCACGAAACACGAGACUUGCGGCCGCGGCGAAAGCGAAUGCCGCUCCCGCAGUGGGACUCCCAGCACCGCAUCUUCAACCCGGGUUACAUCAUCCGGCGUUUUUGCAAGCCCAACAGGCUGUACCCGGUGCUGCUACAAUACCCGCUCGCAAUAGUAUGCUGCUACCAGGUGGACAACCGCAACAGGCCAAACAGCCACCCACUGGGCAUGUGCUGCACCGAGCGCAAUUUCAACAGCAGCUGAUGCUGCAGCAACAAGCAGUGGCUGCACAAGCACUGAAAGGUAGUAUGGGCGUCGCGGGUCACCUAGUACCACAAGGAACAGUACUACAACA